Molecule: messenger RNA, 4855 nt
Organism: Chiloscyllium plagiosum (whitespotted bambooshark)
Lineage: Eukaryota; Metazoa; Chordata; Chondrichthyes; Orectolobiformes; Hemiscylliidae
Gene: etaa1a
Product: ETAA1 activator of ATR kinase a
Biological process (GO): regulation of DNA damage checkpoint; DNA damage response; positive regulation of protein serine/threonine kinase activity
Cellular component (GO): nuclear replication fork
Molecular function (GO): protein serine/threonine kinase activator activity
Source: RefSeq, a predicted model, not a curated record
AUGGCGGCGCGGGCCCGGAGAGCGGCGCCGGGCACCGAGUGAAGGAUGAAGAAGGAGGCGAGCCGCGGCAGCAGCAACGCCAGGCCGAGGCGGACGCGGCUCCACCCGAGCCCGGGGCUCGCCGGCGAGCGAGGAGCUGGCCCCGGGUUGACUCCCCCGGCCCGGGCUGGCAGGCUGAGCCGAGGCUCCAGGUCCGCAGCUAGGCCCUGGGCCCCUGAAGAAAUAUCGUCGAAUAAAACUCCUAAGAGGAUAUUGAAAAAGCAACAGCUCAUUGCAAAUCACAAUUCCCCUGUCAAUGACAAUGAGUUACAACAGGAUAUUUAUUGGGACCAACACUCUCCAACCACAUUUAAAUUGGGCAUGGAAAAGAAGUCUGUGACUGGGCAACAUGUAGUGGAAAUAUCUGACAUUGUAAAGCGUAUUGCCCCACAGCGAUCCUCUGAAGUGCCUCUGAACCUAUGGCUUGGUGAGGAUGCAAUCCAGUGUAGCCCCACCAUUUCUUUUCGAGAAAGGAUCAAAACAAAUAAUUCAAGAUUUCAAAGGAGCACAGAUGAAGAACUGAUGAAGUUAGCAAAAGAAUUUGACCGGAAUAUGGUGGAACAAGAUGUUGGUUAUGGUCAGGAAGCCAGUGGAGUUAACUGGACUUCAGAUUCUGCGGAUUGGGAACAGACACUGGGAACAGAGCAACUGAAUUCUGACUUUUCAGCAUUUGAACAGAUACCUGUGACUGCAAUAGCUGGGCAAGUUACAAAUGGUACAGGCAGCACCGUUCCUGUACUUGAGCUACACAAUCAGAACAGUAACGAGAAACCACUAGAUCUAGAAGCUGAAGCUGCUGUUAAUGCUUUGUUUGAUGGACCCACCCAACAUACUAGUCGACCUCUGAGUCAGGGCCUCUCAGGCAGUGACACUCCAAGUCCAAAAGUGGAGGAAUCCUCUACUUCCAAAGUAGUUUCAGCACCUGCACAAGAUGGUCUAGAGCCUGACAAAUACAGCACUAAUACAGCAGUAGUCGAUCCGGUGACUUCCUGUCUGACUGGUAAGCUACCUAGCGACCUUCAAGCAUCAAAGCCAUUGGGAAUAGAUGCAGGGAACAGUACUUUCAUUGACCACACUGCAAGCUCCAAGCACGACACAGAUUUUGCUUGUGAAGCCGUCACCACAGGUGGUGAAUUGGAUCAGCAAAAAGAUACUAAUACUCGAUUCAUAGGUAAGGCAGGAGCACUUUGCACAUCUGAAAUUAUUCCAGAGGAUGAUGGGUUUGAUGACUGGGAGAAUGAUGACUGGAUGGCAGAGGACUCUUUUAUAAUGCAAAUUACACAGAACCCAGAGCUUAUUGCCACGCCCAAAGAAUGCAAGCAUUUCCCGAACCAAUCAGGUCACACCUUGGCUGCUACUAACCAAAAUGGUACAAACAAAUGUAAUGUUUUGACCAAUUUGGAGGCUGCUCCUGGCACCGUGCCAUCUUCAUCCUUUUUGCAGCCGUUGCAAGGCCCCGUUCACAAAUGUAAAGACUCUGAGAUGAUGGCUGAAGCUUUGCAGUUUGCAAGAGGACCUGAGAGACCAAAGCCAAGGGCUACCUUUGCACUACAGAGCAAAUCUAAAGAUAAGAUGAGUGAGCAGGCACCUCAUGACAAAAUUCAACAAAGCAAUGCGUUUAAACCUGUGGUUAAUGUAUUUAUAAAAAAUGAACAGAGGAAUUCUGACGUUCCAAGACCUCAGUGCAAUUCUCAUCUGUUUAACGUACCUCAAAUGGAAUCAAGUUCCUUUACUCUCACAAAACCUUUUAAUCAACAGACAUUGUGCAAUGGUGGUGUACAGAUGAGUACAAAGGAUACCCUUGUUUCCACUGGCAGUUCAGUGCUUCCCAAAUCCCUUGAUCAUUUGGGAUCUGGAAGACCCUGUAGUCCUGCUUCACCGAGGAAGUUUGGUACCUUGCUGCAGAGUGCUCCACUUGCAGUGUCAACUGACGACUGGAAUGAUGAAAACUUCUCUGAUGAAAUUCAAAAUAUGUUUAUCGAAUUGGACAGUCAGUGGGGACCUAGUGAUGAUGAUGAUGAUUUGAACAGGAUGUGUGAUGAUGUAGAAAAGCAGAUUCAAAGCCAGGACUCUGGGGCAGCUACGAUCAGUGAGGCUACCGAACUAAACAGAGUAAACAGCAACCAGUCUUUAACAAACAAUGUUAUUUUGCCUUUGAACAUGCAAAAAAAUCAGUUUACUGAGAGCUUGGAUGGACAGCAAAAGCAUUUAAAUUACAAUCAGUCUUCCCUCAUGUCAGAAAGCAAAAUCUCUAAAGGACAGUUAGCAGCAAAACAAAGUAAUGCACCUUCCGUGAAGCAUUUGCUAAGGCCCAGAGAUUUGACAUGCCUGGUGUGUUCUGCAGCUACACUCCCUACACAAAGCCAUCAUUUGAAUUCCCUAAGCAGUUUCCAGGAUUGCUGUUUGUCAAGCACUACCAACACGUGUGCAGUGAAUUUGAACAGAUCCAAAUUUGUGCCUGGCUCUGGAAAUAGUGAUGGCAUUUCAAAUUUGCUUCGGGCUUCAAUCAGUGCAAACUUUGGCCAUAGCCAGAAACUUUCUACAUGUACUGUAACCGUGAAUCACACAGCCCCCAAAUCACAGAAUACUGCUGGCACUCCCAGGACUCCAAGGUUUAACUUCACUAAAAUUAUGGAUUCGUCUGUGAUGGGUGUUCAGGGAAACACCAGCAGUCAUGUAAUGCAAAGGGCAAAGACUUUUGGCAACAGAGAUCAUGUGAAAAGCCCUGUGGAAAGAAAUGUUCAGUCAACAACAUUUUCUACAGUGACGCGAUAUCCAGCAGCACCUCUAAAGAGACAUUUUUCUGAUUCUUCUUUACAGACCAAAGUUUUGGAGAAGCCAGUAACAAAAUGCUCAUUGCAAGAGAUUGAACAGAAGAAAUUGGCAGCAUUGGCUCGGAGGAAGAUGAAAAUGCAAGCUAUCGAUGCUCGUUCACCACCUACGUGACUUUGUAGAACCAAGGGAUGAUUGGUUACUAGAGGAAUGUGAUGAAGGAGAUCGUAGUCAGCUGAAAGAGUAUACAUUUUCUUUCCAGAGGAUCAGCUGUGCAUCUUUUUCUCUGCAAUGUAGCUGGACAAGUGAAUGGAGGCUUGUGUUGGCUUAUGAGAAAGCAGGUGUGUUUACAUUAUAAUUACGUUAUUAAAAAGUACAUUACAGUAUUUCUCCCAGUAGUCUGUUUCUAAUAUCAUGACUUAAAAAUCUUUGCGUUUUUAGUGUCACUUUUUCUUUUCAUCCCUCUUUGCCUUAAUUCAAGACUUUGAUCCUCGCUGUGUGUGCUUUGUGACUAUUGGAUUGUAAAAAGCAUUUCAUCUCUUCCCAAACUAAUCUGAGACUAGUACAAGCAGUUCCAUUAGGAGUGGGGCUCUCAACUGGUCAGGAAAAGGAACCCUGGAUAUUUUCCCCCCUUUAAUGUAGUUUCACAAAGGCUUUGGAUUGAAGCUGACAUGAUCUUAAUAUUUGUGGCUGCAUCACCAAAGGUCCUAUCUGUAAACUUUCUAGAACCAUUUAGUAUUUUGCUUAAGCGUGAAACAAAGUCCUAAGGUACAUUUUCCUAGAAUAAUAACCAGUCAUUGCAAUCUUCUGCCACUUUUUCCUGAUUUAAUUUCAACAAUUGGCAGCUUCAACAAGCAUCAUUAAAUUAGUCUAAUGCAAAUGUUCUGUCUUUUUGCAAAUAAGUGACUUGUUAUAAUCCAAGGGAUUCUUAUUGUAAAAAACUGCUAAUGCUUUGUACUGGUUUUAAUUUCUUUGUUACCAUUUUUUGCUUUUUUACUGUUAGUUUGGUAGUGCACUUUUGAACAUUGCUGAAGAAAGACAUUUUAGCAAAGUUUGUUGGCUUGUACUCAUCAGAACCAUUCACAAGAAAAUAAAAUGGAGCAACAUUUUAUACUGUAUGAGAACAGCAUGCUGAUUGGUUGGAAAGAAUCUACUUUCGAGACAGUCAGCACUAUCUUCUUAUUGUGUACAUAAAAUGUUGUUCCCCUUUACCUUGUAUUUCUUGUGAAAUGUUCUGAUAAGUGCAAGACAAAAAUAUUUCAGUAAGUUUUUUUUUAAGCAAUGUUUGUGUUUUAAGCUCACUGGGAUUCAUGUUUCUCAGGCAAAUGAGUAGAACCCAAACAUUUCCUUGUACACUAUUUGAAUGUUGCCAUUAACCCAUUAUCAGCCCAAAGUUAUACAUUGAUGGAUCAUGCAAUAAUGCUAUGUCUUUGUUCUGGUUUUUUGCUAAUGUGUCAAUUACUAGAAAGUUAAACUCUUUCAAUUUGACUUAACUUCCAACUGAGCUUUCUGAAGACUCCAUUCUGUUAUGCAGACUUGGGAGAGUAUUUAAUUUGGUGUCAGGAUACCACACAAAUAAAGCUCUUGUGACAUUUUAAUUCUGUCUUUGUUACACAAUGUGGUUUAGAUGGAAUAACGUUGUCAAAUCAAGAUUUUGCUGUAUAAAAAAAAUUCUAUUUUUUUCUAACCUACCUCAGAACAUGGACAUUUAUACUUGAUUCUGGCUAGUUGUUGCUUUGCAGUUCAGCUGAUAAUUACUGCUUUCUGAUGAUGUAUUUAUACGAAAUAUCAUACCUUUGUAGUAAAAUUUUAAUUUUAUUUUGUUUAAGUUGUUUGCACUACUCUGUUAAUGUUAGAAAACCAGAUCCUAAAAUGACAUCCGAGUUCAAUAGUAUCGAUCUGAUCUGUACCAUAACUAUUUUUAGGUUUCUAUUGGCCUAUGUACAUUCUGUAAUACUUUGGCAACUGUACAUAUGUAAGUAUUUAUGUAUACCUGGUGCUUUUUAACCAGUGUCUAGACAUCUAAUUAAAAACAAUUGAAGGA